AUGGCACCAUCAUCAUUGCCUUCACAUAUUGACAUGGACGUCAUCUCCAAGCUUUUGCAAGAUGUCAAUGAGCACGUACGGGCCUUUAGCUCAGGAGACCUCAAGACACGCGAAGCAGCGAUUGGGUCUUGUCGGUCGCUUGCCUCAGCCCUGGAAACUCCCAGUGAGGCGGUUGUGAGAAUGACAUGGGUCGAGCCCAGUCAUCUUGCGGCGCUGCGCAUGGCUGUUGAUCUGCGGCUCUUCGACCACCUUGCGGCCGGACAGGGCUGUCCAAAAAGUAGCGAUCAGAUUGCGGCGGCGUGCUCAGCAGAGCCGUGGUUGGUUGGACGGACGAUGAAACAUCUCGCUGCGAUGAACAGUCUUCGUCAAGUGGACGCAGAUAGCUAUGUGCCCAAUCCAUUUGCACAAGCUAUGACGCAGUCGAUCUUCAGAGAGAGCGUUGUUUUAAUGCACGAUAUCUGCAUUCCAAUCAACAUGAAGACGGCGGAAUUCUUUGCAGAGAAUGGCUAUACAAGCCCCAUAGACCCCCUCAACACACCGGCGCAACAUACAUUCAAUGCGAAAGGCAAGACACAUAUCUUGGACAUAUUCGCGCAGCGUAGGCAGACUCAGGGACUUGCCAGUAUGAUGGCUACAUGGAUGCUCGAUCGACCGCAUUGGUCCGAUGACGACUUGGGAUUCUAUCCUGUGAAGCAGCGACUGAUACAAGGUGCGACUGGUGAAGAUGAUUCGGUCUUCCUCGUGGAUGUCGGAGGCAGCACAGGGCAUGAUCUGGAAAAGUUUCUCGUUCGACACCCAUUUGACAGCUUUCCAGGCCACCUGGUCCUGCAAGACCGAGUUGAGGUCAUCGAAUCGAUCCCUGAAAAUGGCUUGAAGUCUGGCAUUCGCGCGACUGCCCAUGACUUUUUCACCCCGCAACCGGUACAAGGGGCGAGGACAUAUUUUUUGCACAGUAUAAUCCAUGACUACCCGGACGACAGGGCGCAGUUGAUCCUGAAGCAUAUCGCCAGAGCAAUGAAGAAGGGGUACUCUAAACUUAUCUUGUGGGAUUUCGUGCUUCCAGAGAAGGCCGUUGCCCCAACCUUGUCAGCUCUUGAUUGGGAAAUGAUGUCCUUUUAUGCGGCUAGUGAGAGGUCAGAGGGUCAGUGGAAGACAUUGCUCGAAGAUCCCGAGAUCGGGUUGAAAGUCAAUGGAAUCUGGAACUACAGUCAGUUCGACCAAAGUGUGAUAGAAGCAGAACUAGCUUGA
Cladophialophora bantiana CBS 173.52 is the source of this 1248-nucleotide messenger RNA. RefSeq lists its product as uncharacterized. The transcript is spliced from 5 exons. Lineage: Eukaryota; Fungi; Ascomycota; Eurotiomycetes; Chaetothyriales; Herpotrichiellaceae. The record is from RefSeq and is a predicted model, not a curated record. The coding region runs from base 1 to 1248 and encodes 415 amino acids. Gene Ontology annotation, molecular function: O-methyltransferase activity.